AGGGGGGCAUCGGCGUAUGCUUGUAUACAACUACCCCCGAUUUCCAUUUUUUUCCCUAACUCGUAAUGUAUUUAAUUCAAGUGAAACGUAAUCAUGACGUGUGUUGUCAUUAAUCUCCUCGCCGCCUCUCCCGGGACUGUUGGAGGUGGUCAGGCAGAUUGCCACCAUAAGAAAACAACCUCUCUCAGUCACGGUAGUGAAGCAUGUCAUAGACAUAUCACUGACUAUGGAUUCCCCACCAGAAUGUGUGCUGGCUCUUUCCUGUGAGCCCCCAAUGUCUCCUCCUUCCAUGCCCUCCCUGGACCACAGUCCCCAAGGCCUACCCCAGAGUCCACAAUCUAACCUGUCCAGCCCUCAAACUGAACUCUAUGCCCCAGUCUCACCCUGCCCCCUUCCUGGUACCAGCCUACAAGAUGAGGAAGACGAGGAUGAGGAGUUAUCAACACCCCCAUCACCCACCCCAGCCGUGGCGCUAUUUCCAGGUGAAUUGGAACUUGGCAGUCCCUCAUCUGAAGGCAGCCGUCCGACCACACCAUCAGCACCUUUCCCUGGCUUCGGAGUUCUGGAGCAGGCAAUCUCCUCUGGUCACAAUACCACCUGCAGUGAUGAGCUGGAUCUUCAGCUUUUCAACAAUGAAGGGAUGGUUUUGCCAGGGGGGACAACCACUGGGCCUGCCCUAAGGUUCCCAUGCCACGUGUGUGGAAAGAGGUUUCGCUUUCAGAGCAUUCUUUCUCUGCAUGCUCGAGCUCACAGUUUGGACAGGGACCGUCGGGUUUCAGUUCUCUACCGAAACACACAUGUCAAACAGAACCAUGUGAGUGAUAGUGUAAUCCAGAAUCUCAACAGCAAACAGCUUGGUCUGAAACAGAGUUUAUUAUCUGGGCCAUUGCAAAAGAAUGUAGAUGAAGACAUGGUUCCAGAGGAACCUCUUCACACUGCUAGUAGCCCUCAGUUCCUCUUUGAAGGAACCACAGCGCUGACUCCGCCUCUUACAGAGGAAGCACCAAUCUCUACUUCCUUCUUUCCACUUAGUCAUGCCCAUGUGGAGGACACCACCACCUCCACAGCUACAUCCGCCUUCCGUUGCCAUGCUUGUAAGGGUAAGUUUCGCACAGCAUCAGAGCUUGCACGUCAUGUGCGGAUCCUCCACAACCCCUACAAAUGUACAAUGUGCCCCUUCUCAGCUAGUCAGGAGGAAAGUCUGGCUGCCCAUCUGCAGGAGAGUCACCCACCUGAAGAUCCUGCAGUAGCCACUGUUUUCCCUUCUCAGCCUGUAACUGCACCACCAGAAACUCCUCUCUCACAAACUACAGUUGUUCCAGCAUUCCGCUGUGAGACAUGUGGCCAACGUUUCACUCAAUCCUGGUUUCUGAAGGGGCAUAUGCGGAAGCACAAGGACUCAUUGGACCACAAGUGCCAGGUGUGUGGCCGCGGUUUCAAGGAACCCUGGUUUCUUAAGAACCAUAUGAAGGUGCAUCUCAACAAGCUGGGCCUCAAGGCUGGCUUGGGAAAUCUGGGACCGGCUGGAUCCGAUCAAACCAAAGGUCAUGCAAGCACACAAGUGUUGGGGGCUCUGUAUUCCAACCUGCUCCUGGCCCGCAGUAUGGCAGGUAGCAGAGGCACAGGAAGUCGCACAGAAAUGUCAGAUGGUGGUGUUGCAGGCUCGAGUAAAUCAUCUAUCUUGGGAUAUCUGGGAUUACCCAAAGACAUCAGCAAUGGAAGUUGCAUGGAGCGCCUUCAGGAAGUUGCACAGGUUGCAGAAAUGGGUAAUGGAGGAGGAAGGGGAGAUGAGGCAGCAGACGGAGCAGACCAGACAGCCAUGUGGCAGCUGGUUACUCGCAGUCUGGCAGCGGCACAGCACAACCAACUGCAGCAGCGGUCCCACUCACACCAUCAACUUUCUUCCUCACGAGGCACAGUUGCUGGGGAAGCCAAACAAUUGAGAACCUACCAAGGUGGACUGGGUUCUAGAGAUGAAUUGGAGGCCUCUAGUGCACCCUGGGAGUGUCCAGAUUGCGGAAAGAUGUUCCGAAGCCUUCAGCAGGUGGUUGCUCAUGCCCGUGUCCAUGUCCAGAAACCACAUAAAGGUCAAAGUGCUCGAGGGGGCACAUCAAGAGAGGAGGAUAUUAUAAACCAAGUCAGUGGAGCUCAAGUAACAGGCAGAUUGGGGCACAGAGUUAAUGACAAUGAAGACAUAAGGCAGGAAUCAAAGCAACUCCCAUCAGGAGUGGUGACAGCUGGGAGCUUCCAUUCGAUCUUAUCACAUCUCUCUGGUCAGAAUGGUUCUUCAGCUCCAAGAGAGCGUGUUCGGGGAACAGGAAUAAAGGAUUGCCCCUACUGUGGUAAAGCCUUCCGAUCUUCUCAUCACCUUAAAGUGCACCUUCGUGUUCACACGGGUGAGAGACCAUACAAAUGCCCCCACUGUGAUUAUGCUGGCACCCAGUCUGGCUCUCUCAAGUACCAUCUACAGCGUCAUCAUCGUGAGCAAAGGAAUGCUAUGGCAACUUCCCCAAACUCCCCUUCACCGAGUCUCCCCUCUUUGACUGGCUCUUCUCGCGAAGGGGGAAGAAAACGGUGUCGGCUCCCCUCUAUGUCCCACUCCUCUUUUGGGAGGGUUCCUAGAGAGCCUCCCUAUUCCAGGAAUGGUCAGUCAUGGGCUGCAAGCCCUUUAGAGAAAAAUGAUGGCUCUUUGUCUGGACAUCUAAGAGAGGCAGACUUAGAGAGUCAGCAUCGCAAUCUGUCAGGGAUGGUGGGAGCACUCUUCCCUGGUGGUUUGGAAGCAAGUUGGACAGGGGAGGCCCCACCCCCCAAAAUGCCCAAAGUGUCUAGACGGAAGCCCUUUACCACAAGCCGCAUGGCAUCUACAAAUGGGUACACUUCCAGUGGGAUCGCUUCCAGUGGUUCUCAGGAAGGAGGCUUUGAACCACUUGACCUUUCCCGUCGCCCUUUACAAGAUGAGGGGCCAGCGACUAGUCCUGGAGGUGGACCAUCAACAGGCUUUAAAGGAGGGAAUGACAUCCUUAAUCAAUGUGUGUUCUGUCCCUUUCGAACCUCUUCUGUUGAGCUGAUGGCAAUGCACCUUCAGGUUAAUCAUACCAGCAAGUCUCGCCGCAAGAGAGGCAGUUCUGCCAACCAUUCUCCAAGACUAACCCUGUCUGGGACAGACCAUGACCCACUGGCACUAUGGAAGUUCCUCAGUGUAGGGGAUGGCAUAAGGUCUCCUGAGGAUUGGGUCUCAUCCAAGGCAAUAUCUGAGAAUGGAGUCAGUCCAGAGAACAGAGAAACAGAGAACAACGUCGAACUGGUCCAAGAACUGGUGGGAACCACAGAAAAGGGGAUUGAAAUGAGAGUGGACUUCGAUGAGGAAGAUGAGGAGGUGGACGAGGAAGAGAAUGACCUGGAAGCAAAUGGCAGCUUUGGAAAUUUACCCCAGCAUCAAAGCGAAAGGGCUCACUCUGUUUCACCAGACCUCACAGAUGAUGAUCUCCCUAAGGAGGAGGAUGGUAUCUUGGGGAAAUAACACUUAAAUAGAGACCUCGAUGAGUUCAGAGCUGGAGCCAGGGAAGAAUAAAGAAAACUGAGAAGAAAAUAUUUGGGAGCUGUCCAGGGUCCCUCGUAUCAUUCUGACCAAGGGUAAACAGUUGUUAUGCUAACAUAUACUGUACAGUACAUAAUCAAACCCGUCAAAAGCAUUUACAUUAAUGGCUUUUACGCCAUAUAUACAUAGCCCCCCCUUGGUUAGUGAUAAUUUACCUCUACACACACAAAGACUUGCAAUCAAACAGAGAUAUCAGUAUUGUAUGCCACUCUAAAGGUGGACACAUAUAACUUUGCAUGGUCUAGAGGUUACUGCCAAUCUAAGCAACUUACUAUUGGUCAAUGAGGCAAAUUCACAUAUCAGAGUUCACCAAACUUGAACUUCAUGCAAAAUCUGCAAAGGCAAAUUCUUUACCAACAGAAGUCCCUCAGGUGAAAUUCCACAAUGUGUGGAUUCCUAUUGAGAGAACUUUUUCGCCUGUGGAAUUUUGCUGUGCGAAGGUAAAUGUGACUGCACCUUAAAGGGAUAGUUCACCUAAAUAUUUUUCAUUCUCUCAUCAUUUACUGUGUAGAUGUGUAUGACCAACAGAGCUGAGAUAUUCUUUUAGAAAUCUUAAUUUCUGCAGAAGAAUGAAGGUCAUACACAUCUGGGAUGGCAUGAGGGUGAGUAAAUGAUGAUAGAAUUGUCAUAUUUGGGUGAACUAUGCCUUUGAGCCUACCUGUGAAGGAGUUUUGGGGCCUUUUCGAUCACUGUGCAAUUGCAAAGUCUAGUUCUACUGAACUUUUCCUGUGAAUCUUGCCCUCAUCUCCAAGAACCUGGAAUGUCAAUCUGGAGAGCUGAAGAAGCAAAAAAGAGGCACUAUCCUUAAUCACUACAAUAUAUUAAUGCUGAGAUAAAAAGGGGAACAGAAUACUAAAUGGAGAAAAGGGCCGCUUAUUAUGUUGGUAAGAGGGAUUGUCCUACUUCCAUGUGAACGUACUUUUAUAGCACUUCUUCUGUAAACCAAAGGAGUGACUGCACUUCUUUUCAUGCACGUGCCAGACUCUGAACAGAAUGCUGUGAUAAGUGAAUAGUACUUCUGAAUCACCUCUAACAAAAACUGGACAGAGUAAAGAUUAUAGACACUGCCACUCUGCACCAAUGCAGAUAUGCCUCCGUAUAUGAAACAGAGAGUUUGCCUCUUCUAUAUGCUAUUUCUCUCAGUGCCUGUUGAUGUAAAUGUUUUUUUUAGCAGAUUCAAACAACACAGGAAUAUAGUUACAGUAAAUAUAUACAGUAUAUGCAUAGUUGUACUACAGCGUAGAGUUCUGUAACACAAUGGUGUCAGUUUGUGACUAUGUCUGCUGUGAAUGAAACAAUGGAAUGAACUUUGCGCACCACAUGUGAGAACAACUGGCCCUUUACAGAGGCCAGUUGUAAGUGUUUACAUUACAAAUACCACCUGGAUUUUCAGGUGGAAUCCGGACCACCAUUACAACAGAAAGUAGCUUUGAGUUGAAAUUUCAGGGUUUGCAACAAAUUACAAUCUACAAAUGGAGACUCAGCAAUAUAUCAUUCCUAUUCCUGUUAAAUCUGUGACUCUCAAACUAUCAGAGAGAGGGUGGACAGUUGGUAUCUACUUAACAGAAAGAAGAAAACAUAUUCAGUAUGCCAUUUCUUUUAUAUAAGUAGAAUAUCUGUUUUAAUUUAAAAAAACAAAAAAAAAAAAAACACUUAAGUUCAUCAUCCCAGUAGAGCAUAUGUAGCUUUUGUAAAGAUAAGAGAUCAAAAGAGGAAAAUAAAAGUUCUCCUUUUAAUAAGUGUUAAUGGAAAAAGCAUAUGGAGAAUAGUAAUAAGUAUUAUAAUAAUUAUGAAAGAAGACUGCUUUAGAAUGUCGUAAGAGCACUGUGCAAAGUUUAUUUUCUAGCUUUGUUUUGCCUUUAAAUGUCGACCAAACUUUCUUUUCCCAAAACACUUUUCUUUUUUUUUUUUUCAUAAUGCUUCAGGUUCUUGAACAAUGUGUGUAUUCUUCAAUCAACAAACCAAUCAUUUGGACACACAAUCAAUGUUUUCUAAGGAUCUUUUAAUUUCAGUGAUUGCUAAUAUAUUUAUAAGUGAAUGCUGAGAUCAUGUCCAAGCAUGUCACAAUAUCAGCAUUAUCAGUUUGCCAAAUUUUAUUUAAUGUUAUUUAGUGUUGCAUUUUAUGCAGAAUUUCAAUUAGCACAUAAUAGAAGGGUUGAUCUACUCAUCCUUGUGCGUCUACAGUGAGGUACGAAUGUCUAAGACCACUAGUGAGCAUGCUUCAGUAAGAUGUCUUGUCUAAUUUAAAACAAAUCAUAUUAUUAGCAUAACAAUUUGAGUAAACAAUUGAAUUGAAAAAUGAAUUGCAAAAUUUCUUGGUCAUUGGUAUGUCUCUCUUUCUGAGUUGGUAUACAAUCAUUGCAAAACCUGAUGAUCCCUGUUAUCCCAGCAUGGUUUCAGAAUAUUGUAAAGAGCAUCUUGUGUGCUUCUAUGAAUGGAACGAAAUCAGACUUUUAGGACAAAAGAGUAUAUUUGAUAUUUUCUUUGCUUUUUUUUAUUAUUUAUCCAAAAACACAAAACCCAGAUUUCCAGUGUGGUCUCAGACUUUUGGACCCCAAUCAUUUCCAUCCCAUUUGUAUCAUUAGACAACAUUAGGAAGGCAGUACUUUUGUCCAGUGAUUGACAGAGGCUGGCCUUACUCUGCUGCACAUUACUGUGUUCUUGUUUUGUAUGUAAAGCCUCCGAUGUGGUGUUCGUUUAAGUUAACAGUCAAGCCACUGUGCCUUCUGUCCUGAGCACUUCCUCAAGUACUUUGUAAGCUCACCAAAAGCACUUAGCCCCUACUGUAUCUCUUUGUGUUCUUUGGUAAACUGUUGUCUUUCUGUCUCUAGUUCUCUGUUUUCUUUCAUUGAGAUGUCAGAUGUGGGGGUCAUUCUCAUUUAAUUCUGACUAGCAUCAUUCCAUCACUCAUGUCUGUGUGAUAUUUCAUCUCCAGCUUUUUACCUUCCCUUUAGCAAAUGUGCCACGGAAAGCUUGUGUAUUAUGUAGCUGUGAGGCCUUUUUAGAAGUUAUUUUAAUUUCUAUUAUGUUCUUUGAUGCUGAUAAGAUGCAAUCAAGCUCUUCUGAUCAUAAUUAUUAUUAUAAUUGUACUUUUUGUUUUAUGGAAAAAUGACACACACACAAAAAAAACUCAUUUCACAAAAACGAACAAAAAUGUGUUUCUUAAAUGUUGUACAGAUAGAGAUAGACAUGUGUUUCUAACAAGAGAUCAAACCCCAGUACCUGCUCUCCAUCACUCCCUACAUAACGAUACAUCUGCAUCAGUGCAGAUGAGACUCUUUUAGGACGGCCUAACUGUGUACAGGGAUCAGGGCAAUAGUUUGUUUAUCUGAGUCUUUAUUUGCAUGUGUGUGUUUGCAAAAGAGUGCAUCAAGGUUUUUUUAAUUUAUUGUUUUAUACACUGACACUGUGAAAUAAGUACCACUCGCAUAAAACUAUUCCCAAACAGCGAUGUGCAGUUUAAAAGUUUCUCAAAGUUUGACAUGCAUUGUUUUCCAGUGUAAGGGGAGAGGUGGAGGGGAGGUCAAGGUUUGAUCUUUUCAGUAGCUGACUGCUAUUGAUGUCAGGGGAAGCUGAUCUAACAUAGUAGUAACUAAUAUGAACUUGUGGGUUGAGAAAUAAAACAGUAGAGAAUAAA
Xyrauchen texanus (razorback sucker) is the source of this 7235-nucleotide messenger RNA. RefSeq names its product zinc finger protein 219-like. Bases 227 to 3520 code for a protein of 1097 amino acids. Gene Ontology annotation, biological process: regulation of DNA-templated transcription. Gene Ontology annotation, molecular function: DNA-binding transcription factor activity, RNA polymerase II-specific; RNA polymerase II cis-regulatory region sequence-specific DNA binding. The record is from RefSeq and is a predicted model, not a curated record. Gene Ontology annotation, cellular component: nucleus. NCBI's taxonomy places the organism in Eukaryota, Metazoa, Chordata, Actinopteri, Cypriniformes, Catostomidae. The transcript is spliced from 5 exons.